This is a messenger RNA of Prosopis cineraria, 1014 nucleotides long. RefSeq lists its product as uncharacterized. Lineage: Eukaryota; Viridiplantae; Streptophyta; Magnoliopsida; Fabales; Fabaceae. The record is from RefSeq and is a predicted model, not a curated record. The transcript is spliced from 2 exons. Bases 1 to 474 code for a protein of 157 amino acids.
AUGGAAUUGUUGAAGCGUGCCUUGAUCUCAGCAUCUCCUCUCACUGACGUAUUCUUGGCUCCAGAAGCUGGUGGAUCCAAGCCUGUGUCGUCUUUUGCAGCUGGACUAGCUUCGCAAGAUGUGCAUGGGAGGAAUUCUUCAUAUAAUCUCCAGAUAACAGUGAGCAAGUCAAAGAACAAAUUCCUGUUUGCUGAGGAAGAUUUCGCUGAUUUUCUAUUCAGUUUCCUGGCCAUGCCUCUUGGAUCUACUCUCAAGCUUUUAGAUGGCAAUGUCAAUCUGGGUUCAAUGCAUAAUCUGCAUAAAAGUGUGAAGGGUCUGAAUCCUUCAUGGUUUGGACAUUAUCGCUCUCCAUACUCUCCAUUCUCUCCAUUACUGGAUCUAAAGGGUGCUUCUCAAUAUGGCUGUAAGAAGCAGAGAUUAGAUGUCCUAGAAGAAGAAAGGCCUAAAUACUAUCAUGGCACAGGCGUCUAUUGAAAUAACACAUGUUAUUUAAGCAAUAAUGGAGUGAUUUCGAAGGACCCUGCUAAGACACAGAGUCCAUCGCCGCUGAUGUUUCAUGACCCAAGAUCUGCUGAUGGAAGGAGAGGAUGCGUGGGAUUUGUGAGAAGACCAGCACUUUUUGCUGUGAUGGAUGAUCUCAAGUCAAGCCAUUGACAUCUACUUCAAGCAUUUCGUUUCUGCAGAAAUUGAAGGUCCCUCUGAACGAUUUGGAACAGCAUAAGGUGACAAUUCACAAGACUGAGGCACUGUGUCUGUUGGGAUCAUCUUUGACAUCCCAAGCUGCAUUGAUGAAUGGGCUUUUCUACCUGGUGAAGAAGCAAAAAGAAGAAGCGACCAAUGUUGAUCCUACUCGGCCCGCCUACUGAAUAAUGGAUAAUUGUAUUAAAAAAACAAAGAAACCAAAGCUUGAACUUUUUGCAUCUGGUUAUAAGGGAAGGGGCAUUCUAGAACUUCUUCAUUAAGUUUGGAUAUUUUGAUUUUGCAUCAGAUGGCAAUGGCAAUAUCUUGCAUUAG